CGGAUGCCUCGGGUGGGAGGGGCUCCUUGCAGGCCCUGGCUUAGGAAAGGCUGCACUCACCAACGCGGAGUGGGAGCCUUGCAUGUAAUCGGGAGCAUUCCCGUUUCACAGAGGGGAAAUCAAGGCCCCCCACUGGACCCUCCGAAAGUCAAGAUUGCAACCGAAAUGCCAGUUCCUGUUUUCUGCUGCUGGGCCCAUGUCAUCCCUCAUGUUACCCUUGGAGUCACUGAAGAACUGAAAAGCAGUAAUUCAGAUAUGUACUUACACAUUUACUGUUUUGGUUUCUUUCCGAUGUUUUUAGGGGAGGCUUAGAUGUGGACGAUGACUUAUUCAGGAAGCGCCAGCCUCCACCCAAACUUCCGGGGCUUCUGAGCAAGGCAGGGCUCGCGUGUUCCUCUCACAAGCGUCUAAUGAAGAUGGCGGAGAUGUGUGACGAGGCUCGUGCCAAGCAGGUGGAGGAGCAGAUCAACUAUGACCACCUGCAGAAACUGGAGCACAUGUUCCACGAAGCGGACAUCGAUGGAGGAGGAGGACUGGAUAUGGAGGAAUUCCGGAAAGCAAUGAAGAAGAUCAUGGGGGAUAUUUCCGACGAGGACAUCGAUGUCAUCUUCAUGAAGGUGGACACCAACUGUGACGGCUCCGUUGACUGGGAGGAGUAUCUGAAUUACAUGCUCAGUGAGUACCGGGGGAAGGACAACAUGCUGAAGAGCAAGAUGCUCCCGGAGUUCCAACCAACCAUGACAUCCGUUUCAGUGGCCCACGCCGAGGAAAUCGUCCAGAUCCAGUUCUUCCCCAGCCAGAGCAGGGGCAUCAUGGAGAAACUCAGGAAAGGCGCCGUCCGGUCGCCCUCGGGGCGAUUCCUCACCGUGAGCCGGGACGGCAUCCUGCAUUACUGGAGCGACACCUUCAAGAUGCUCCGGACCGUUUACCUGGACCAGACCAAGCGGCGCCACAGCCUGAAACUCUGGGUGAUUAACAUGUUGUGCUUGCCAAACAUCAACUUGCUGGCCAUCGCGACCACCGAUCAGGACAUUGAGUUCUUCGAUAUUGGCGGCAGCAAAUGUGACCGGAUAUUUAGCCUCGUCGACCUGGAUGGCUGCGCGACAGCCAUGGAUUACUGGACAGAUGGAUGCAGAGGCGUCUUCUGUGUUGGAGACGUGAAGGGGAACAUCUUGAUUUUCACCUCCACGGACGUUGUGAUGAACGGGCUCUUCAAUAUUCGUGGCUACAUCGGAGGCUUGGCGAGGGUGCCCGUGCAAAUCCUCAUGAAAGCGAAGACCCCGUCGUACAAGAACUUCACCGUGCCUGCCUUGCAUGGCGACUGGUGCCAGCAGAUCAUGUACAUCCCCCAGCUCAACCUGGUCGCCUCCUGCACGCCGGCUGACAAGACUGCCAUGGCGCUGACGUCGCUGCCCCUGCACAACGUCGGCAAGACCCAGUCAGCUCAGAUUGUCCUGCGGAAAGGCAUCCUCUGCUUCGACUACUCCUCGGAACUGAACAUCCUCGUGACGGGGGGAUACGAGCCGCUGAUCCGCGUGUGGAACCCGUACGUCACCAGCAGCCCCAUCACGCACAUGAAGGGCCACGCCACCGCCGUCACCCACAUCAUGAUCAACGAGCAGAGGAACACGAUCGUCAGCAUCUCGAAGGACAAAAACAUCCGCGUCUGGGACCUGCUGGACCACUUCUGCGUGCAGUCGAUUCACGGCAGGAACGUCCCGCUGGGCAACUUCCCCAUCUCGGCGGCCUUCUACCACCAGGCCAGCAACCUCCUGGUCUGCGCCACGUACACGCUCGGUUUGUUUUUCGGAGCAGAACUUUCCGAAGCAGAAAUCAAGUCCCACGAGCAGCCGGUGUGCUGUGCUCUGUACAACAAGAACUUCAAGCAGGCCGUGAGUGGCUGCUACAGUGGCAUCAUCAGUGUCUGGGACAUCAUGACCGGGCAGAAGAUGAUGGAGUUCUUCACCUCCCGUGAGAACCCGGUGGAGAUCACGGCCAUGGCCUUCGAUACGCCGGAGAGGCGGCUGAUCACGGCCCUGAAGAACGAGUCCAUCAAGCUGUGGAACUUCAACAAUGGCGCCUGCCUGAUGGAGCUGCCCUUUGAGGGGAGGAACGAGAUCAGCUGCAUCCUGUACCUGAACCACAAAAUUUAUGUCUCCGGGUGGAGCAAGCGAGUGACAUGUUACCUGGACACCAAGGACGAGCACAAGCUGGUGGACUGCAAGCACUGGAAGACCUACCACUCGGACGACAUCCUGAGCAUGGACAGCUACCGUGGCAAGCUGUUGGUGACCGCGUCCUGCAACGGGGACAUCGUGCUCUGGAACGUCAGCUCCGGGCAGGCCUUCUGCCGCUUCAACGCCUCUGAGAGCCCGCUGGUGCUCCUUCCCAAGCGGGUACGCUCGGCCUCGCUCCGUGCGGCCCUCCCCCGGAAGCGGCCCGGGGUGCAGCGCCGCCGGGCGAGGCCAGAGCAGGGCCGAGCCUCUCUGUGGAGCAGCGCAUCGCCCGCCCUGCCGGGCACUUCCCCUCACGGGCUGCUCCCGGAGUGGCGGGGAGAUCCACUGGCCGUGGCGUCCCUUGAGGCAGCGCACCGGUGCGAGGGACCCCCUGCUGUGUUCUCUGUGGAGGUGGAAGGCCCCGCACCGAACGAGGAUCUCAAGAAGGGAGCUGACGCGCAGGGCGAGGGCGGGAAGAAGCGCUGGGCCUUCUCGAGGACGGCGCUGCCCUCGGGGUGCCCGCCCCUGCCCAGGCCCGCCAGUGCGGCCUCGUCGCACGGCAGGAGGCCGGAGGCUGCCUUGCCCGGGAGCCGGGACAUGCCGCCCCAGGUGGGGUGGAGCUCCGAAGGGGGCAGCAAGAGCAGCACCUUCUCCCACGGCCUCGGUGUUGCUGAGAGCCACGUGUCAAGGAAAGAGGCACCCAGCUGGCAAGAGGAAGUCCGUGCCUGCCAGGUGGCCGUCGAGAAGGGAGGGGCUGCGUUUGCCAUUCAAUCCACAGGCAAUGUCAGAAUCUGCUCUCCUACCCAGCCCUUCCUAGGAGCCUUUGGUCAGCCUGUGCAAAUGGCCAGGCCAGCAACCUUCCUCCUGGCCCCUUCUCUUCCCGGGGGUGGGCAACAGGUCUUCAGGGGCCCCUGGCUCUUCUGGCUGGCUGGUUCCCGGGCGAUGUGUCGCUGGCCCUGGGACCAGCUGUCUGGCCUACUGGGCGUUUCUCUCGGCCUGCCCGGGACAGGUUCUUCUUGGCUUUUCCAGGUCCUCUUCCUGAGCACGUGCGAGCGCGGUCCCCACACCGCCAUUCUGCUGACCAGCUGUGCCGACGGGUACAUCUACGCCUGGGCGGUCGGCAGCAAAGGCGGAAUGAUGGGCAAGUUCCACGGGGCCCACGGGAGAGCCCGGGACGCGGUGGUCGUCUGCACCAUGUCCACGGACGACAGCGAGUUGGUCCUCUUCACUGGAGAUUCCUUAGGCUACAUCAAGAUCUGGGACAUCAUGAAUUACUGCACAACAGCGGAGGAAAAGGAUUCUGUGUUGGAUGUCAGCAGCGAAGCCCCUCGUGAGCGGAGCUACUUCUAUGACUUGAUCCCCGAGUACUGCAGAGUUCCGGCAAAAUUCCAGGACCAUGGAAUCACUAGGCAGGUGCACGGCGGCCGGGUGACCUCCCUGGUUCCCCCCGUCUGCCUGAGCUCGUGGAGGGGACACCUGAAGAACGUGGUCAGCAUCAAAUAUGUGGAGAGGUUCCGCGUGAUCCUCACUUCCAGCCACGACUGCACCAUCAAGCUCUGGAUGCUGUCCGGAAGGCACGUAGGGACGUUCGGGCACUCGCUGUGGAGGCUGGGGGUGCCGCCCCCGGAGCCUCCGGAGCCGCCGGAGGAGAUCCGCCGGGUGGGCUCGCUGCACACCCUGAAGGUCCUGAACGAGGGCCGGCAGCCGCACUGGGAGAGCACCCGCAGCAUCGUCCAGACGCUGAGCCAGCAGAAGCGGCAGCAGUCCCUGCUGAUGGACUUCCUGCACGUGGGCUCGUCCCUCAGCAGCGACGCCGCCAGCCGCAUGCAGGAGAUGAUCCAGAAGGAGACGCGCAUGGCCCAGUUCUCCGAGGAGCAGGUGGAGGCCGCCUUCCAGAAGUGGGAGGAGUCGGGGAAGCAGGCGAGCGAGAUCCUGGGCCACUCCUACAAGCCGAAGGUGCCGCGGCCCUUGCUGAAGCAGCUCCCGGAGAUGAAGGCCUACGUGGGCUGCAGGGAUCAGCCCCGCAUCUAUCACUGCAUCCAGUACACGGACUUGCAGCCGAUGGUCCAGCCCCACGUUCCGGACAUCCUGGCCGAGUCGCAGCAGGUGCCGGCCCCGGCGGAGCAGCGGACGGCCAAGCGGACGCGGCGGUGGUCGGCGUUCACGGGCCUCAUCAUCAAGCCCACCCUGAAAAGCUACAUGAUGCGCAAGCACGCGCUGUACAUCAAGGAGUGAGCGGGCAGCCCGGCGAGGGGCCGGGGGCCGGCGGGGGGGGGGGCCAGCACGGGCGCGCAGGCGGAGGCUCGGGGCUCUUCCGGCCUUCCCGCUCUGGGGUUCCCUUUCCCACGUGGGGGGCAGGCACCGGGGCCUGUCUGGAGAGGGAGAAUA
Varanus komodoensis (Komodo dragon) is the source of this 4604-nucleotide messenger RNA. RefSeq names its product EF-hand calcium binding domain 8 (gene EFCAB8). The record is from RefSeq and is a predicted model, not a curated record. NCBI's taxonomy places the organism in Eukaryota, Metazoa, Chordata, Lepidosauria, Squamata, Varanidae. The coding region runs from base 411 to 4451 and encodes 1346 amino acids. Gene Ontology annotation, molecular function: calcium ion binding; protein binding. The transcript is spliced from 26 exons.